Ectocarpus sp. CCAP 1310/34 is the source of this 1449-nucleotide messenger RNA. Lineage: Eukaryota; Phaeophyceae; Ectocarpales; Ectocarpaceae. The record is from the annotation of a GenBank genome assembly.
UUCGGAAGGUACUAGAGGCAGAUUGGCCCCACGAUAGGAAAAAGGCCAGUGUUCAAGAAGUCCUCAGUAUUGCAGGAAAACUGUGGAACCUCACUUAUUUUAUCAGGGCCGGUAGGUACUUCGUGUGGCAACUGCUCCGCCUAUCGGGUCUGCAUACGCAAGCCAGUCGACACACACGGUCACGACGACUAGUGGACUUGGGUAGAGAGUUCCACGGCGAUAUCGCCUUCUGGAAGUGGGCCCUCAAUCAGUCACUGGCACUUCGAGGGGAGUCCCUCAGCGCAUCGUUCUUCCUCCACGUAAAAUGAGCACCCUCACGCCUUUACCUCUCAGACGCUAGCUUCACAGCGAUUGGCGGCUACUGUCCCGAACUAAAGACUUUCUGGAGAUACACGAUCGAAUCAUCGUUGUCUGCGGAGCUCAAGCGCAAGGCGCAAGAGAAGGAGACGUCAGACAUUAAAAUCUGUUAGAACUCGCGGGCAUGUUCAUGACGGCGUGGGUAGUCCAAAUGAUCUUGAAAGACAGACCUGUAGAAGAAGGGCAGUCGGUGUUGAUGCGUGGAGACAACGUGUCGGCCGUCAGUUGGACUCAACAGGUGUGGGGGGUCGCGCGACAGGCGCGCAGCCUCAUAAUGAGACUCAUGGGAACUCAGGGAAAGGAUGGCCGGGGAGGCACGAGCGCCGAGGGGGAGCGGUUGGUCAUCGCACUCACCUUCGGGUCUUUGGGAAGUGGUACCAACAAGGUGUAUCAAAGGAUGUGGAACACGUGGAAGGAGGCUCGAGCAGGGGAGGUUCGGGCCCGUGGCUCCGCGAGAGCGAUGGGGUGGAAAGUGCGCUUCAAAAAUCUGGGCGGACGACUCGGGGCUCGUGCACUCGGAUUUUCGUCUGACAAGAGGAGACCUGGGUUUCUUUUGCGGUCCGGUAAGGGUUGCAUGGGCAGACCGGAGGCAGGCUAGCCAAGUGGAAGUCACGUUCAGAGCGUCAAAAGAAGAUCAAAAACGUUUGGGAGCAACCGUCACAAGAUCGGGAGUAGCGUUGAAGGUGUUACUCGAUCUGUUAGAUCUGCACCCCGAGCUUGGGAGUCAUGCGCCGUUGAUGCAAUCGUGGGCACAAGACAAGUAGAAGGUUAUUUCGAGGGCAGAGGCAUCGAGACACCUCAGGUUACUCGUGAGUGCGGCGGGUAGAGACCCACAGAAGUAUGCGUUGCAUUCAGGAAGGAUCGGGGGGGCCACGCACCUAGCAAGUAUGGGGGCGUCGGUAAUUCAGAUCCAGAGAGCCGGAAGGUGGAAAUCAUCGGCUUUCAUGGUGUACGUUAGGGUGGGGGGUGAAGGAGCAAAGUUUGUGUCUCAGGCCCUUACGGAACCCGAGGAGUGACCAGGGAGCGGAGGAGUAGGUCAUCGGACAUGCCCAAUGGAGUAAGAUAUGUUGAGGCCAGAGGCCGAAACAAUAG